Molecule: messenger RNA, 1526 nt
Organism: Monodelphis domestica (gray short-tailed opossum)
Lineage: Eukaryota; Metazoa; Chordata; Mammalia; Didelphimorphia; Didelphidae
Product: oxysterol-binding protein-related protein 10
Cellular component (GO): membrane; cytosol
Molecular function (GO): cholesterol binding
Source: RefSeq, a predicted model, not a curated record
CCCUCCCUCCCGUAUGAGUCAGGCGUUUCCCCGGGAUCAGGAGCGCGAGCAGCGGCUGCUGGAGCCCAAGCCGUAGCAGCCUCGCGGCGGAGGCGGCGGCGGCCCUAGCAGCGCGCCCGGCCCGGCCCGGCCCGGCCCCGGCGCGGCCCGGCCGCCGGACCAUGGAUAAGGCGGCCGCGGCGGGGGGCGCGGGCGAAGGGGCUGGCAGCGUGAGCAGCAGCAGCCGUAGCAGCAGCCGCGCCACCUCCGCAGGCUCGUCGCCCUCGGGCUCGUGGGCCGCCCGCGGGGCCGGGGGCCGGCGGCUGGACGGGGGCAGCCACAGCAGCCCCGGUUCGGUGGCCGCCAGCCCGUGCGGGGCCGGGGGCCGGCGGCGGGAGCCGGCCCUCGAGGGCGUGCUCAGCAAGUACACCAACCUGCUCCAGGGCUGGCAGAACAGGUACUUUAUGCUGGAUUUCGAGUCCGGGAUGCUGCAGUAUUUCGUGAAUGAACAAAGUAAGCACCAGAAGCCUCGGGGAGCCCUGUCUCUGGCCGGCGCCAUCGUGUCCCUGAGCGACGAGGCCCCCCACAUGCUGGUGGUGUACUCUGCCACUGGAGAAGUGUACAAGUUACGAGCUGCUGAUGCUAAAGAAAAGCAGUGUUGGGUGACUCAGCUCCAGAACUGUGCCAAGUACCACAUGGAAACGAAUUCGAAGAGCACUCCGAGCUCACGGAGCCGAAGCCUGACCUUGCUCCCCCAUGGAACGCCCAAUUCGGCCUCCCCCAGUAGCCAGAGACAUCUCGCCCCCGCGCCCCCCUCCGUGGUCACCGUCACCCACCACAAGUCACCUGCUGCCGCCCGAAGAUCCAAGAGUCAGUAUUCUGGCCAGCUCCACGACGUCCGAGAGAUGAUGAGCCAAGUGAAGGGCAGCAGAAAACCCUCGUACAAGCCAUUGAGGCCUUGCCGGGCUCCGGCCCCCUCACGGCCUUGGACCAAGACCUGCUACUCCUCAAAGCUACCUCGGCGGCCACCCUCAGCUGCCUCGGAGAGUGCCUGAGCCUGCUUCAGCAGAGCUUACACCAGUUUAUCACAGAAUAACUGAAUCCCCGCAUUUCAGAGUCGGAAGGGAUCUCAGUGGCCACCCCGACCAUGAUGCCUCUGUCCAGCAGGCCCGACCCGGCGGCCAGCCUUGGCUCGAAGACCUCCAGUGACGGGGAGCUCACUACCUCCCGAUGGCCAGCCUGUGCAUUCAUUCCACUUGGGGACAGCCGGGAGGGUUAGGAAAGCUUUUCCUGAACUCAUGUCUGGGUUUACUUCUUUGCACCUUUCUUAUGGCCUCUCGAUCUGCUCUCGGGGGGUGUCCAGCCAGGACGAGCCUCGGCCCCGGGAUGCCCUCUGGAGUCUUCUCCGGCAGGCCGGACAGCCCCGGUGCGGAAGGCCAGAGAACAGAUGGGGUUUUUUUAAAGUCAGUCAACAGAUAUUUUGCACCUCCUGUGUCUGACCCCAUUUUCUAUGACCGAUAACAUCUACAAGACCGUAAGAAGCCUGA